Messenger RNA from Gasterosteus aculeatus aculeatus (three-spined stickleback), 906 nucleotides. It is a transcript of the gene mgst3a, whose product is annotated as microsomal glutathione S-transferase 3a. Gene Ontology annotation, cellular component: endoplasmic reticulum; membrane; nuclear envelope. Gene Ontology annotation, molecular function: glutathione transferase activity; glutathione peroxidase activity. The record is from RefSeq and is a predicted model, not a curated record. NCBI's taxonomy places the organism in Eukaryota, Metazoa, Chordata, Actinopteri, Perciformes, Gasterosteidae.
ACGCAUAAAGUCCGAGGAAGAACCCGGAAACGCAGUUCGAGUACGUGCGGAAACUUGACGGUGACUUCGGUCAGUCGCUCUGAUUUUCAUCUCACCGUCAACCUCGGACACCGGCUGACAUCUUUACGAUUGCAGGAUGGUUGUGCUUUCUAAAGAGUAUGGAUAUGUGGUGUUGACUGGCGUUGCCAGUAUGGUGAUGCUUGGACAUCUGGCCAUAAAAGUUGGCAAAGCCCGCAAGAAGUACAACGUACAGUAUCCUCAGAUGUACAGUGACGACCCAGAAACUGGAAACAUUUUUAACUGUAUCCAGCGUGGACACCAAAACGCCAUGGAGUCCUACCCCGCCUUUCUUUUCUGCCUGGCAGUUGGUGGUAUGCACAGUCCUCGUCUUACCAGUGCACUUGGAGUCGUAUGGAUCCUAGGGAGAGAGGUGUACGCACAUGGGUACGCCACAGGAGAUCCUGCUAAGAGAAGGUGGGGGGGAUUUGGGACCGUGGCUCUGAUGGGGAUGAUUCUGUCCACGGCCUCCUUCGGCCGCACCCUGCUUGGCUGGACGGGACCACGGAUGAAUCCCUUCCGCGUGGGCGGCUGUUGAUGGCAAUGAAGUGCUCAGGCUGUGCUCUCCUUGUCAUUUACUCUAUUAAUCUAAGCCACUACAUAACCUGUGUACUUUGCAGCAUAUGUGCAAACCCCGGAGAAAUUUAACAUUCAAAUCCAGGUGAAUACAAUGCUCUCACUGGACCGGUUCUCCAGGUGUACAUCAAAAUGUUUAGACAAAACAUUGCUGCUGCUGCUAAAAAAAACAAAAAACGUUUUAAUAUUUAUCUUUUAUUUUGGUAUCUUUUGUCUUGUACUGGAAAUGAGGUUUGUCUGGUCAAACAAAUUAUAUUAAACCGUAGUCAUACA